Molecule: messenger RNA, 488 nt
Organism: Hibiscus syriacus
Lineage: Eukaryota; Viridiplantae; Streptophyta; Magnoliopsida; Malvales; Malvaceae
Product: kinesin-like protein KIN-7N
Exons: 2
Coding region: 87-458 (123 amino acids)
Source: RefSeq, a predicted model, not a curated record
CUCAAGAGACAGCUAGAACUUGUCAUGACGAAAAGAAUGAACUCGAGAGAAAGCAUGAAGAAGCAACACAAUUAAAUGGCAUACUAAUGGGAGAAAUAUCUGAACUUAAACAAGAGUUAGAUGUGAGUAACAACUUGCUGGAGGUUUCCAAAGAAAGAUAUGGUAGCUUGGAAAGAGAGUUUCAGCUGUUGAAAGAAGAAGAGAAUUCAUUGCGGAAAUCGGUCUCCGAAUCAUCUCAAAAGCUCAAAUUUGUAACUGAUCAAAAGGAAAACAUUUUGAAGGAAAUGAAAUAUGAAGUUCAAAGAAGGAAAGAUCUGGAAACGGAGAUUAAAAAAUUCAGUGUUGCUUUCGCUUCUCGACAGAGAUCACUUGCGUCGAUUCACGGUGAGUUCAAAUCUAAAAUCGAGAAAUUGGGAGCUGAAAAUCCAGUUCCCCUGCACAAGUCUGUACAGUAUUAAAGCAAAUCAAUUUCAUUUCUUUCGUUCGUC